Messenger RNA from Phalacrocorax carbo (great cormorant), 6453 nucleotides. Lineage: Eukaryota; Metazoa; Chordata; Aves; Suliformes; Phalacrocoracidae. The record is from RefSeq and is a predicted model, not a curated record.
CGGUUGGGAGCGCGCGGGGCGGGGGUAACGUGUGUGGCAGGGCCGGGACGGAGGGUGCGCGCGCUGUGGGGCUGCCGCCCCCCGCGCUCCGGGCACCCCCGACGGGCCAGCCGCGAGCCCGUCGAGAGGCGGCGGCGGCCGGGAGGACGGCGAGCUGCGGACGGGCCGGGGGCGGCCUCGUCGCGGACGGGAGAGGGGGGGCCGCUGGAGGCCGGCCGGCGGGGAGCGUGGGGCGCGGGCGUGCCGCCGGCGGGCCUGACGCGAUGGGGCGCGGAGGGCCCCUGCGGCGGCCGGGCGCUCCUUCUGCUCGGACGCCGUGGACCGCAGCCGGCGCUCGGCGACCCUGAAGCGCGCUUGACCCUGACCUGGUCGGGACAGACAAAACUGCGGUGCUGCGCGUGGGACGCUGUGUUUGACGAGGAGUCUCUGGAGGGCCUUUUCCUUUUCUGCACGGUGGUGUUUGUGUAAGAUCCAAAAUUAAAUUUCUGGAUGUAUUUUUAACUACUAAUGAUGGAAGAAUGAGAUGUAGGUGUUAUCUUGAGUCUUCAGAGAGAUAUAAAACUUGGAUGUUCCAGGUGAUAAAAAAAAACAAACCCCAUACAACUAAAUUCUUCAGUACAGAGCCUUUCAGUGCAAUCGGGAAUGAGCUCAGGAACAACAGUCUUCCUUAUUUGUCCAUUAAUUUAAUGUUCUGGAAUUUUCAAAGAAACAUAAUUUCUGUGUACUUGGCAUAAGAAUUGAAGUUUAUCUUGUGGAGGACAGCAUACGGUUGGAGAGGUGUUACAUGUACUGUUGAUGUACAGAAGUCGCAUGCACACCAGUUGCUUCUCUGGAAUAUGUGUGUUGUGUCUGCAGAAUUGACCUAACUCACUGCCGGUUUUUCUCGUGGUCAUGCUAACAAAAGCAAGCCCUGAAGUGGUCAAGCUGGUAACCGUGUUGCACUCUACUGUAAACCCAUAUGUUACAAGGGAAAAGUAGACCUGGAGUGGGGUCUGUGUGAAAACAGAGGAGGAAGUUACCAUCUUGGAAUGGACAACAGCUGCUUAAUUUCUUCCUCCACCUUUCAAAAAUUACUUAGAAGGAAUUUAUUUAAUUCAGCAUAAUACACACGAACCAUGUAAAUUGUUACCCUUUAGUGGGACUUUUAGACCUUGAUUAAGACAAUGUUUUGUUUUUAAUUCUUCAUUAGUACAUGCUUGUAUUGGGUUUUGUGGCAAGGUUUUGGUGGUGGGAGGAGGGUUGCAGGGGUGGCUUCCGUGAGAAGAUACCAGAAGCUGUUCCAUAUCAGCCAGAGCCCGUUCCAGGCAGCUCCAAGAUGGACCCACCACUGGCCAAAGCUGAGCCCGUCAGCGAUGGUGGUAGUACCUCUGUGAUAACAGAGGAGGUAAAUAGUGCUGUGUGACAGCAGCUGAGAGAAAGGAGUAAGAAAGUGUGAGAGAAACAGCCCUGCAGACUCCAACAUCCCAUGGUGAAGACCACAGUGAUUCAGGUCCCCUGCCUGCAGCCCAUGGAGGUCCGUGGUGGAGCAGGUGGAAGUGCCCUGGAGGAAGCUGCAGCCUCUGGAGAGCCCAUGCUGGAGCAGGCUCCUGGCAGGGCCUGUGGCCCCAUGGAGGGGAGCCCACACUGGAGCAGCCUGUUCCUGAAGGACUGCACCUCAUGGAAGGGGCACACGCUGGAGCAGUUCGUGAAGAACUGUAGCCCGUGGGAAGACCCACAUUGGAGAGGUUUGUGAAGGACUGUCUCCUGAGGGAGGGACCUCACACUGGAGCAGGGGAAGAGCAUGAGGAGGAAGUAGCAGCAGAGAUGAAGCGUUAUGAACUGACCACAACCCCCAUUGCUUAACCUGUGUUGCUUGGAGGGGAGGAGGAUCAUGGAUUUUCCAGGACAUUUUGAGCAAAUCUUUCAGCAGCUCAACUACCAGAGGCUUCAUGGCCAGCUUUGCGACUGUGUCAUUGUGGUGGGAAACAGGCAUUUCAAAGCCCACCGCUCUGUUUUGGCAGCGUGUAGCACCCAUUUCCGAGCUCUGUUUACUGUAGCAGAAGGGGAUCAGACUAUGAAUAUGAUUCAGCUGGACAGUGAAGUGGUAACAGCAGAAGCUUUUGCUGCUUUGAUAGACAUGAUGUAUACUUCCACACUAAUGCUUGGGGAGAGCAAUGUUAUGGAUGUCUUGCUGGCUGCUUCUCACUUACAUUUGAACUCAGUUGUUAAAGCAUGCAAACACUACCUUACUACCAGGACACUGCCAAUGUCUCCAGCAAGUGAUAGAGUUCAAGAGCAAAAUGCACGCAUGCAGAGGUCUUUCAUGCUCCAGCAGCUUGGACUGAGCAUCGUGAGCUCUGCAUUAAAUUCCACUCAGAACACAGAGGAACAACCAAGUACUAUGAGCUCCUCAAUGAGAAGUAACAUCGAGCAGCGCACUACUUUUCCUAUCCGUCGCCUCCACAAACGUAAACAGUCUUCUGAAGAUCGGGCCAGACAGCGCAUCAGGCCUACUAUGGAUGAGUCUGUUUCUGAUGUGACUGCAGAGAGUGGGCAGACAGUAGUUCAUUCACGGGAAGAUUUCUUCUCGCCUGAUUCACUGAAGAUUGUAGACAACUCUAAGGCCGACGCUGUUGCUGAUAACCAGGAGGUUAAUACUAUUAUGUUUGAUCAGUCUUUCAGUGCUCAGGAAGAUGCUCAAGUGCCCAGUCAGUCUGACAACAGUGGAGGAAACAUUUCACAGAUGUCCAUGGCAUCCCAGGCAACACAGGUGGAAACGAGCUUUGACCAGGAGGCUGCUUCUGAGAAGAAUAACUUCCCAUGUGAGAAUCCAGAGGUCAGUCUGAAUGAAAAGGAGCACAUGAGGGUGGUAGUGAAAUCUGAGCCCUUGAGUUCCCCAGAGCCUCAAGAUGAGGUGAGUGAUGUCACUUCCCAAGCAGAGGGCAGUGAGUCUGUUGAAGUGGAAGGAGGAGUAGUGAGUGCAGAGAAGAUAGAACUGAGUCCUGAGAGCAGUGAUCGCAGCUUUUCUGACCCCCAGUCCAGUACUGAUAGGGUGGGAGACAUCCAUAUUAUGGAGGUGUCAAAUAACCUGGAACACAAGUCUGCUUUCAGUAUCUCAAAUUUUCUAAAUAAAAGCAGAGGUGGUAGCUUUGGUGCUAGUCAAAACAGUGAUGACAACAUUCCAAAUACUACCAGUGACUGCAGAAUGGACAGUGAUGCCUCUUACCUGAUGAGUCCAGAGUCGGGGCCUGCUGGUGGCCAUUCAUCUGCCACUGUCUCUCAUGUCGAGAAUCCGUUCAGUGAGCCUGCAGACUCUCAUUUUGUUAGACCAAUGCAGGAUGUGAUGGGUCUCCCCUGUGUACAGACUUCUGGGUACCGGGCAGCAGAACAGUUUGGCAUGGAUUUUCCACGGUCAGGCUUGGGCUUGCACUCCCUCUCAAGGGCAAUGAUGGGCUCAGUAAGAGGUGGAGCUAGCAGCUUUCCUGGCUACCGCCGCAUAGCCCCCAAAAUGCCUGUGGUGACCUCUGUCAGGAGCUCCCAACUGCAAGAUAACUCAUCCAGUUCCCAGCUGAUCAUGAAUGGGACCACUUCCUUUGAAAACGGUCAUCCAUCGCAAGCUGGUCCGCCACAGCUGACAAGGGCAUCUGCAGAUGUCCUUUCAAAAUGCAAGAAGGCCUUAUCUGAGCACAAUGUCUUGGUUGUAGAAGGUGCGCGCAAGUAUGCAUGCAAGAUCUGCUGCAAGACGUUUUUGACCUUGACGGACUGCAAGAAACACAUCCGUGUGCACACAGGAGAAAAGCCUUAUGCCUGCCUGAAGUGUGGCAAGCGGUUCAGCCAGUCCAGCCACCUGUACAAACACUCCAAGACAACCUGCCUGAGGUGGCAGAGCAGCAAUCUGCCUAGCACUUUGCUUUAACCCUCUCCACCCAGGCCUGCAGGAGAGCGCCAGUGCAGACAUCUAGCUCCCUGAAACACCACAGAAGCAUGAACACUAUUUUCUUCAAGGCUGCAGGCUGAGAGGCUGCUCGUGUUGGUCAGUGAAUAUUUAUGUGUGAUUGUGCCACACACACAAAAGUCUUGGUUCUGUCAAUUGGGGAUAUUACUGUACCUACCUCACAGGGGUGUGGUAGCGAAGAACUUGGAGAUCCUCAGAAGUCGCGGUGUAGAUGUGUGAAGCAUUACUAUGAUGUGUGUUCAGGCCUUGGGCUGAUGGGGAUACGAUCCAUAAAGCUAAUCAGUACCUUUGCAGGGCAGAGGGGUGAGAGUGUAGUUAUCUCAUGAAGUAGCACGUUUCAAGAAUGAAAAACUGAAGUGCAUAUUUCCUCUUUUGUUUUUUUCUAAAGUAUUUUGUAAAAGUGAAAGCAUUUAAAUAAAUGACCUGUAAAACAAGUUGCUGCAUUAUGUAUGGACAGUAAUACCAGAGCUGUUUACUGUAACUAACACAGACUGCAUAUCUUUUAAAGAGAAAACCAACUUUGGAUGCACCUGUCUGACAUAAUGCUUUAAAAUAUGCUAAUUAUAAAAAUAGUUAUAGGUUUAUGAAUGUAUGUUUGGCUGUUUUGUAGUAAAGGACACUGUGUAAUGAAGGUGCUUAAACUAAAUCCAAGACAAGUAACUUUUGAAUGGCCAGAUGUAUAUAUACUUUGAAUACAGCAAGACAUGGAUGUUUGAAUGAUAUUUUUUUUUUCCUGUAGAAACUUGUAUUAAGUGAUAAGUGAAGUACUGUUUCUUGUUUGUGCUAUUCUUAGCAGUAUUUUAACCAAUUCGUAUCUCCUAUGUUAAAACUCUAUAUACACAGAAGUCUGAAAAGAGCUUGUCAUUGUCUGCUUUGUUAUUUUGAAGGAGAGAGAUAAUUUGUGAUGGCUUUUUUUACUGUAUAAGAUAGUCUCUUGCUGUUCCAGAUGCUGAUAGUCAAUCUGAUCCCCAUUACUGCGUAAGCAUAUUGUCCUUUUCUAACACACUUACCUUCAGGCUUUAAUUUCCUCCUCUGCAUACUUACUUUCCUUCACAAUUAUGAAUUGUUCCUUAGAUCAAACCAGUCAGGAAUGAUCCUAAUUUGCCAUAUUUAUUUAUGUCUUUCUAUAAAAUGUAGUUGUCAAAUCCAGUCCUUCCACUUAAAGUAGUGUCAUAAAUGUACCUUUCCACAUAAAUUAAAAAAAAUCUAGAAUAAAUUUAAUUUAAUAAAAUAGCACUGUACACUUUGUAUAGGAGAAAUUCAGUGAUCAUUUUUCUUCAAGUGAAUUGUGUAAAUCUUGUUUUAAUUUCCUCCUCUUUGAUACCAUUGUAACUAAUACUGUCUGAAGUGUCCUUUUUUCUUUGUUAAAGAUGCACAUGAACUAACUACUGGCGUUCAGCAUAUUAGGUUUCUAAGUAAAAUUUUGGAGCACGUCUGCUGAUAAAUGUUGCUCUGCCACGUAGGAGCUGGGUCAGGGCAACAGCAUGUCCAUUCUGCUGAGGAGAGGCAGAGGAUUUGCAUUUCCUGGUAUCAAAGUCACAGAGCAACAGCUUUCCAUUAACAUUUAAAAAAAAAAAUCAAACCUUCCCCUCUUUCUUUCAUUCUGUAUAGCAAAGGUAUCCUGUGUGAUGAUGUUCAGCAGUUUUAUGGGGUUUGUGCUAUCUAAUGGUUAGCCUUCUUAAACAUCCCUGACUUAUAUUUGGACAAACUGAAAAUAAAACCCUAAUCCACAGUACUGUAGGUCAUUUAGCAGGACGAACUAUCAAAACUGGUGAAGCACAGAAACCAAACAGUCAUUGUUAGACCAAAGGAAGCAAGGGAAUCUUUCUGCACUUGACUUUAUGUGAAACAGUAGUCUGCUAAUGAAGAAAUGUUUUCAUCUCUAAUUACACCGCUUUACAUAGGGAAAAAAAAAUGCCGAAUGUUUGUCAACAUGUCAUUUGCACCUUGAGCAUCCAGGGUCAACAGGAACAUGGAAACAGAGUGAAUGAUUAAUUCCUUCCAAACUGUAAGAUUUUGUUAUAGGAUUUAUCUAAUGGUCAUAUUUCUGGCUCUUGAUUUUAUAAGCUUUAAGGAAAUGUGCUGCAUUUUUUUAAAAGCAUUAGGUUAUGCCACAUUUUGUUUGAUAAUAAUUUUGAUAUCGGGGAUUAACAGCAUUGAGCUAUACUAAGCAAUCUCACUGAAACAUCAAUAAAAUGCAGUAUUUUGUACUUCAAUAUUUUCUUGUGUCGCCUUAUUAGUAAUGUUCUGAGUGUUUGAUCUUCCCUGUAUUUCUGGUGUUUGGUUUUAAUAUAGGGGGGUUUUAUAUAUUUUCUAUCUGUUUCCUGUAGCACAUCUGAAUUCCUUGAAUUUUUGCAAUCCAUAGGAAUAAAGCAACUAUGUGAGUAAGGAGAUGAGAGUAAUUAAGAACUUAUCUGAGCAGAUAAACAUAUUUAACUGUACUUUUGGUCUGUUUUUAUAAAAAUUUUAAUGUAAUUGUGAAAUAUCAGAACUUGUGCAGGAGGACUUCUUUAUUCAUU